UUCUUGUCUUGCUAUAACUCUUCACGAGCAGCGAAGGGAAGAAGGGGAAAGGGGAUGGCCGCCGACACCGCCUACGCGAAGCGGGUGCUGCUCGCCUGCAACGGCGGCGGUGACGCCGUCUCGCGGGGGGUCGCCGUCGGCCUCGCCAGGCACGGCUGCAGGCUGGUCCUGGUGGGCGACGAGGGCGCCCUGGCCGCGACGGCGGAGGAGGCGCGGCGCUGCGCGGCCGGAGGGGCGGCGGCCGUCGCGGUGGUGGGGCUGGACUUCGCGGCCUGCGACGAGGCGGCCGUCGGCGCCGCGGUGGAGGCGGCGUGGCGCUGCUUCGGCCACGGCGGGCUCGACGCCCUCGUCAACUGCUGCUCCUACGAGGGGGAAGUGCAAGACUGCCUCAGCGUGACUGAAGAUGAGUACAACAAGACCAUGAAAGUCAAUGUAAUCACACCUUGGCUCCUGAUAAAGGCCAUGGCGAAGCGGUUCCGGGAUGCGCAGUCCGGCGGUUCUGUAGUAUGCUUGACCCAAAUCAUCGGCGCCGAGAGAGGAUUGUAUCCGGGGGCGGCGGCAUAUGGCACAAGUUUGGGCGCCGUUCACCAGCUCGUCAGAUUGUCGGCCAUGGAGCUCGGCAAGCACAAGGUCAGGGUGAACGCCGUCUGCCGUGGCCUGCACCUGGGGGACAAGUUCCCUGUCUCCAUGGGGGAGGAGAAGGCCGAGAAGGCGACCGGGGAGGUGAUGCCGCUGCGGCGGUGGCUCGACCCGGAGAAGGACCUGGCGUCCACUGUACUCUACCUGGUCGGCGAUGAGUCCCGUUUCAUGACGGGCACCACCAUCUACGUCGACGGCGCGCAGUCCAUCGUGCGCCCUCGCAUGCGUUCCUUCCUGUAGGUAGGUUAGUCAUGCCGAUCCUGGGGCUGGUUGGCCAUGUCUGGGUUUCCACAUUCCAUCAGGAUGACUCCUGAUAUGUUGUUGUUGAAUAGUAACAGCAGUUUGUGCAAAGAGAUCAACUGUCAUAAUUAAGCGGUCUCUGUGAAUGCAAUAAUUAACAGGGUUUAAGAUGGUA
Messenger RNA from Triticum aestivum (bread wheat), 1054 nucleotides. RefSeq names its product dihydroanticapsin 7-dehydrogenase. The record is from RefSeq and is a predicted model, not a curated record. Lineage: Eukaryota; Viridiplantae; Streptophyta; Magnoliopsida; Poales; Poaceae. The annotation marks the transcript as partial. The transcript has 4 exons.